AUGGCCUCUACCCUUACCUCCUCUCUAUCUGCAAACCUCAAAUCCUCUUUCUUGGAUCACAAAUCAUCCUUCCAUGGUGCAGCUAUCACCACUGCUACACGCUUCACUCCAAUCAAAUCCACCUCUCCUGCCAUUACCAUGUCCUUAACACAACCUUCAUAUGAUCUUCAAUCUUUUAAGUUCCAGCCCAUCAAAGAAUCCAUCGUCUCUCGUGAAAUGACCCGUCGCUACAUGACAGACAUGGUUACUUAUGCUGACACUGAUGUUAUCGUUGUUGGUGCUGGAUCUGCUGGUCUUUCUUGUGCUUAUGAGAUAAGCAAGAACCCUUCAGUUCGUGUUGCUAUAAUUGAACAAUCAGUUAGCCCUGGAGGUGGUGCAUGGCUUGGUGGCCAGUUGUUUUCUGCUAUGGUUGUGCGUAAACCAGCUCAUAGAUUUCUUGAUGAGCUUGAAAUUGAAUAUGAUGAGACAGAUGACUAUGUGGUUAUCAAGCAUGCAGCUUUGUUCACUUCAACAAUCAUGAGCAAACUCUUGGCUAGGCCUAAUGUGAAGCUGUUUAAUGCUGUGGCAGCAGAGGAUUUAAUAGUGAAAGGAGGGAGAGUUUCUGGUGUGGUUACUAACUGGGCUUUAGUGUCUAUGAACCAUGACACUCAAUCUUGCAUGGACCCUAAUGUUAUGGAGUCUAAGGUUGUGGUUAGUUCUUGUGGACAUGAUGGGCCUUUUGGUGCCACUGGUGUUAAGAGAUUGAAGAGUAUUGGCAUGAUUGACAGUGUUCCAGGAAUGAAAGCACUAGACAUGAACACGGCCGAAGAUGCAAUUGUUAGGCUUACCAGGGAGAUAGUGCCUGGUAUGAUUGUUACAGGCAUGGAAGUUGCAGAAAUUGAUGGAGCCCCAAGAAUGGGUCCAACAUUUGGGGCAAUGAUGAUCUCAGGGCAGAAGGCUGCACAUUUGGCUUUGAAGGCUUUGGGGCAGCCAAAUUUCCUAGAUGGAACAUUCAGUCUACAGCCAGAGCUAGUGCUUGCUGCUGCUGAGACUGGAGAGAUUGUUGAUGCAUGA
Dovyalis caffra is the source of this 1053-nucleotide messenger RNA. Lineage: Eukaryota; Viridiplantae; Streptophyta; Magnoliopsida; Malpighiales; Salicaceae. The record is from the annotation of a GenBank genome assembly.